UUAAGGAGGACUUAAGUUAAGUGCUGAAAGUGAAGACAAUAAAUAAAAAACAUGAGGAAAAAAUAGCUGAAAAUUAAACUAGUUUUGAAACAGCUUUUAAAAAUGCAUAUUUUUAAAAGAUCUCCAAUAAUGGGACCAGAGCCCUAUACCAACUAUUUAAAUGGCUCUGCACACUCUUUAACCUCCCCUAUGGCCCAGCCGAAUCUGGGCUGGAAUUAUCCCAUGGAAUAUCAACAUUUAGUGCAUCAACAUUGGCGCUCCUUUCCGGUACCCGAAAUUUAUUAUCAGGCUUUUUUAUUUAUUGCCUUUAUAGCCAUGUUAUUUUGCUCACUUUUUGGCAAUGGUUUAGUUUUAUGGUUAUUUUCAACAUCGAGGAAUUUAAAGACCCCCUCGAAUAUGCUGAUUAUAAAUUUGGCUGUUUUCGAUUUGACCAUGGCUACAAAUAUGCCUCACUAUUUGAUCAAUGCGUCGUUGGGUUAUUUUCAUGGUGGCGAUUUGGCCUGUGAUAUUUAUGCGGUCUUUGGCAGUAUUUCGGGUAUUGGGGCGGCGAUAACUAAUGCAUUUAUAGCCUAUGAUAGAUAUAGAACUAUUUCCAAUCCCAUUGAUGGCCGCUUAAAUUAUCCUCAAAUCACUGUUUUGAUUAUACUGACUUGGUUGUGGACCAUACCAUUUUCGGCCUUACCUUUCUUUCAUAUUUGGGGACAUUUUAUACCAGAGGGCUUUCUCACCAGCUGUUCCUUUGACUAUCUCUCCGAAGACGAUGAGACCCGCUAUUUUGUACGCUGCAUGUUCGUUUGGGCCUAUUGCAUACCCAUGGUUAUUAUCUGUGUCUAUUAUACGAAAUUAUUUUUUCAUGUUCGCGAUCAUGAGAAAAUGUUAGCCGAUCAGGCCAAGAAAAUGAAUCUCAAAUCGUUGUCGGCAAAUCAAAAUACGGCUGCAAUGAGUGUAGAACUGCGUAUAGCUAAAGCCGCCAUGACUAUAUAUUUAUUGUAUGUUUUCUCGUGGACUCCCUAUGCUACUGUUUCGCUAUUGGGUACUUAUGGUUAUCGCCAUUUAAUAACGCCGUUUGCCUCUAUGAUACCUUGUUGUUGUGCGAAAUUGGUUUCGUGCAUAGACCCAUGGGUUUAUGCUGCCAGUCAUCCGAAAUAUAGAGCAGAAUUGGAGAAACGUUUACCUUGGUUGGGUAUAACAGAAAGAAAUUCUGCGCCUUCGUCGAGUGGCGGUGGUGAUAAUUUAGAUUGUGAAACGAGUACAGUAUCGGCUAUGAAUUAAACAAAUAGGUGUAAUAGAGUUCUCAUUAGAAAAUUGCCUUCUGAAGGCAGUUUUCUAAUAGAGGAUUUUCCUCAGAAAAGUGUCUUCGUUGAACAGAUUCCGACUCUUCAAGAUCGUUUUCAUUAGUGUGUCUAAAGAAAAAUUGUCUUCUGAUGAAAAGUUUCUUCUGAAGGCCGUUUUUCACUAGAAAAGUGUCUUCUAAAGACGAUAUUCUUCAGAAAACUGUCUAAGACGUUUCAAUACACUUGUCUUUGGUGUGUCUUCUGAAGACAGUUUUCUUUAGAAAAAUAUAUCUAGAAUUAGAAUAAAAUGUGUUAUUUAUAAUAGUGAUAAAAAAGAUUUCCUAGGUAAUCUAGAUUUAAAUACACAUUUUUAAUAGUUUAUUGAAAAAAAAACAAAGCAAUGAAUUGUAUGCAAUUCCAAAAACUAAAAAAAAAAAAUUAAAAAUAAAGCAAUAAGCCAAAGAAAGGCUUCAAAAAUAUAAAAAAACAACAAAAUUGUAAAUAAAUAAAUGUU
This is a messenger RNA of Lucilia sericata (common green bottle fly), 1788 nucleotides long. RefSeq names its product opsin Rh5 (gene Rh5). The coding region runs from base 103 to 1272 and encodes 389 amino acids. Gene Ontology annotation, molecular function: G protein-coupled receptor activity. The transcript is spliced from 5 exons. Gene Ontology annotation, biological process: G protein-coupled receptor signaling pathway; visual perception. NCBI's taxonomy places the organism in Eukaryota, Metazoa, Arthropoda, Insecta, Diptera, Calliphoridae. Gene Ontology annotation, cellular component: membrane. The record is from RefSeq and is a predicted model, not a curated record.